Candoia aspera is the source of this 1104-nucleotide messenger RNA. RefSeq names its product chromosome 9 C2orf68 homolog (gene C9H2orf68). The transcript has 4 exons. NCBI's taxonomy places the organism in Eukaryota, Metazoa, Chordata, Lepidosauria, Squamata, Candoiidae. The record is from RefSeq and is a predicted model, not a curated record. The coding region runs from base 16 to 636 and encodes 206 amino acids.
GCCGGCCCCGCCGCCAUGCAGGCGCGCGAGAGUGGGGGAGAGGGAGAGGGGGAGGGCCGGCGGGCGAGCGCGGAAACGGCCGCUGGGCCAGGCCGUCGGAGGGCUCCUCCCCCGGGGCCGGGCCGGGCGCGCUUCCGGAGGCCGAGGCGGAGGGCGCGGGCCCCGAUGGACGCGGGGCGCUGCCAGCCGGGCGGGCGCCUGGACAUGAGCCACGGCUUCGUGCGGCACAUUCGGCGCAACCAGAUCGCCAGGGACGACUACGACCGCGAGGUGAAGCAAGCCAAGGAGAAGCUGCGGAGGAGGCACACCCCGGCCCCUCCCCGGCCCAGGAGGCCCGACCAGCAGGUCUACCAUCCCUGCCGGAGAAGUCAGGCUGAAGCCCCCCUCGGCCGCGAGUUCGAGGGGUCCAGCGAGAGCAGCUCCAGCACUGAGCGGGACCCCCGCGGACCUGCCCUUUUCUGCCUGGAAUACGAGGCUGACGGUGGCCAGGUGACCUCGGUGGUUGUGUACCAGGACCACGACCCUGAAGAAGUGGUUGAGCAGAUCUGUGCCCAGAAUCAGCUGGAACCAGCUCUGCAGGAGGCCCUUCGGCAACGAGUGCAAGAGGAGUUGGAGAAGCGGCGAGUGAAGCGCUGAGGUCCUUGUAGAGAGAUCCUUGCUGUUUAUUGAAUUGAGAAGUAAUUUAGGGGAAAUGGCGCUGCACCCACUUACCGGCACACAGGAGUGUCCUUUGGGAAUUUCCACAUGCCACUCCUACACAAGGGCAUCAUGAGGAGCAGUGGUGGAAGGAAGAAAACCCUGGUUGGGAACUACAGUUAAUUCUUUGACAGAUCUACCCCGAAAGAAGCCAGCCAGCCAAAUGUCCUUGCUGGCACUGUAUCUUCGUAGCCUAGCUGUCCCUUGUCAGACUGUGGUAUGCUUAGACAUCAGACCCAGGCAGAUACAGUAGGAUGUUACCAGCUGUCCUGCAGGUGAAAGAUGCCUUUCCCAGGUGGCUGUCUUGUAUUAUGCUGAGGGUAGAGACAGCUGCUGGCAAGUUUGCUGUUGAGGGGAGCUGCUACCUUGUCUAAAUGUACAGCUUUUCAGUGGUAUCUUGUUUCUGGA